Molecule: messenger RNA, 969 nt
Organism: Oldenlandia corymbosa var. corymbosa
Lineage: Eukaryota; Viridiplantae; Streptophyta; Magnoliopsida; Gentianales; Rubiaceae
Source: the annotation of a GenBank genome assembly
AUGGGUUCCAACACAGUGGAAAACACAAUUUCCGUUGUAUCCUUUUUACUACUUAUUUGGAGCUUUGGCGUUGAAGCUCAACUGUCACCUAGUAAUUUUUAUAACGCAACAUGUCCAAAUGCGCUCACCACCAUUCGUACCGUCAUCCGAUCAGCCAUCUCCAGCGAGCGUCGGAUGGCCGCGUCCUUGAUUCGAUUACAUUUUCAUGAUUGCUUUGUUCAGGGAUGUGAUGGAUCAAUAUUGCUUGAUCAAACUUCUACCAUUCAAAGCGAAAAGUUUUCAUUGGCAAACAAUAAUUCAAUCAGAGGUUUCAAUGUGAUUGAAAAUGCUAAGAGCGAGGUCGAAAAAAUUUGCCCUGGGAUCGUUUCUUGCGCUGACAUACUUGCUGUUGCUGCCAGAGAUUCAUCUGUGGCGAAUUUCUACAGUUCAUCGUGUCCUAAUGCGCUCUCCACCAUCCGGUCGGUUGUCCGAUCAGCCAUCUCUCGUGAGCGUAGGAUGGCCGGAUCCCUGAUUCGCCUUCAUUUUCAUGAUUGUUUCGUUCAGGGUUGUGAUGCAUCAAUUAUGCUCGAUGAAACUUCCACCAUUGAGAGUGAGAAAACCUCAAUUGCCAAUGUAAAUUCAGCCAGGGGUUUCAACGUGAUUGAGGACGCUAAACGUGCGGUCGAGAAGAUCUGCCCUGGAGUUGUUUCCUGCGCUGACAUUCUUGCUGUUGCUGCCAGAGAUUCUUCUGCUGCUGUUGGCGGUCCAUCAUAUAGUGUGCAACUUGGAAGAAGAGAUUCCACAACUGCAAGCCGCACUCUUGCUAACCGUGAUCUCCCUAGUCCAUUUGCCGAUCUUCAGUCUCUUAUUGACUUAUUCGACAGAAAGGGUCUCAACGCCAGAGAGAUGGUCGCGUUAUCAGUGUGCAUAGAAAUUGAAUUCAUUGUUUUGUUCUUUGGGAACAUGAUAGAGUUUCAAAUGUGUCAAUAA